Molecule: messenger RNA, 1861 nt
Organism: Poeciliopsis prolifica (blackstripe livebearer)
Lineage: Eukaryota; Metazoa; Chordata; Actinopteri; Cyprinodontiformes; Poeciliidae
Gene: pank1a
Product: pantothenate kinase 1a
Exons: 8
Coding region: 452-1822 (456 amino acids)
Biological process (GO): coenzyme A biosynthetic process
Cellular component (GO): nucleus; cytosol
Molecular function (GO): pantothenate kinase activity; ATP binding
Source: RefSeq, a predicted model, not a curated record
AGCGCGAUACGGAAGUGCCCGUUCUCGUGUUUAACAUUAGUUUGUUAGUCACUGAUUUAUUUAUUUAUUUUACAGCAGAAAAACCGGUAGAGGGAGGAGGACGGGUGCGAUACUCUGCUGGCUGCGUAGCCACACAUUCUUAUAUACUUACACAAAUACACACACGGGCUGCUGCUGCGCCUGCCAGGCUCUCAAUGAGGGGGAAUGACCGAGAGUGACCUCAAAGGACACGCUAUGUUUUAGCGAGUCUUUCCAUUUUGAAACUCAGACGGCUUUUCAUUAAAAAUGAGGGCGAGCAUUUUGCUUGGCGUUUCAGCGUAAGGACGGCAUUCGCUGCUCGCGCGGCGGUCUCACAAGGCUGCCAGCGCGGCUAGUGUUAGCCAGCUAAGCUAAGGAAGCUAAAGCCUACACCGGCUGUUUCCCGCAUAUGCUAGGCUAGGCUAGCGCUGCCAUGGAUAAAGCGAAGUCAUUGGUGGACAAGAAGGGAGCGUCGGGACCUUUUCAUGUCAACAACGUACAGAGUCCGAGAGGGUUGAAUAGCCUCGUCGUGGUAGCCGCUAACGGCGGCUGCUCCACCAGCAAUACAUUCGGCUCAGGCACCGGACCAGGCAGCAGUACUUUUGAAAUGCAUCACUUGCAGCGUGGGGAGGAGAAGGACUGCAACGGGUCCCCGGCAAAGAGAAGCCGGUUGCGAAGGAGGACGGAGUCGGUGAAACGGAACAGACCUCCUUUCCCGUGGUUUGGGAUGGACAUUGGUGGCACCUUGGUUAAGCUGGUGUACUUUGAGCCAGUCGACAUUACUGCAGAAGAAGAACAAGAAGAAGUAGAAAACCUCAAAUCUAUCCGCCGCUACCUCACCUCAAACGUGGCCUAUGGUAAAACGGGUGUCCGCGACGUCCACCUGGAACUGAGGAACCUGACUAUGUGUGGACGGACAGGAAACCUGCACUUUAUCCGCUUCCCAACUCAGGCCAUGCCCCGCUUCAUCCAGAUGGGACGAGACAAGAACUUCUCCAGCCUGCACACGACGCUGUGCGCCACGGGAGGCGGUGCCUACAAGUUUGAGAACGACUUCAGAACAAUGGCUGACCUGGAGCUGCUGAAGCUGGAUGAGCUGGACUGCCUCAUCCGUGGCCUGCUGUUCAUCGAUCGGGUCGGUUUCAACGGACAUCCGGAGUGCUACUACUUCCAGAACCCUUCAGACCCCCAGAGCUGCGUGAAAAAGCCCUGCAACCUGGACAACCACUUCCCAAUGCUGCUGGUCAACAUCGGCUCUGGGGUCUCCAUACUGGCGGUCUACUCGGAGAACAACUACAAACGGGUAACCGGGACAAGUCUGGGAGGUGGAACGUUCCUCGGACUCUGCUGCCUCCUGACGGGCUGCGAGACGUUCGAGGAGGCGCUAGAAAUGGCCAGCAAGGGCGACUCCACAAACGUGGACAAGCUGGUGAAAGACAUCUACGGCGGGGACUACGAGCGCUUCGGCCUGCAGGGCUCGGCCGUCGCCUCCAGCUUCGGUCACAUGAUGUGCAAAGAGAAGCGAGACAGCAUCAGUAAGGAAGACCUGGCCAGAGCAACACUAAUCACCAUCACCAAUAACAUAGGAUCUAUAGCACGCAUGUGUGCUGUCAACGAGAAAAUUGAGCGGGUUGUGUUUGUUGGGAACUUCCUUCGGAUCAACACCGUGUCCACAAAGCUGCUAGCCUACGCCAUGGACUUCUGGUCGAAAGGGCAGCUACGAGCCCUCUUUCUGGAGCAUGAGGGUUACUUCGGAGCGGUCGGAGCGCUGAUGGAGCUGCUGAAGACGUCUGAGGACCUGUGAAGGCAGUUCGCCGGCCUCUCCCGUCGGCACCGCGCCGUC